Messenger RNA from Galleria mellonella (greater wax moth), 2270 nucleotides. It is a transcript of the gene CYP341B1, whose product is annotated as cytochrome P450 4C1-like. Gene Ontology annotation, molecular function: heme binding; oxidoreductase activity, acting on paired donors, with incorporation or reduction of molecular oxygen; iron ion binding. The transcript has 10 exons. The record is from RefSeq and is a predicted model, not a curated record. The coding region runs from base 239 to 1765 and encodes 508 amino acids. NCBI's taxonomy places the organism in Eukaryota, Metazoa, Arthropoda, Insecta, Lepidoptera, Pyralidae.
AUUAUAAAAUAUAAAAGUGACACAAGAAUUUUGGAUAAAAUCAUAUUUUUAAAUAAAAAUCUUUUUUUAUUAUUAAUUUUUUAUAAUAAAAAUAUAUUGUAAAGUAUAAAGCCGACACAAUAAUUUGUGAUAAACAAUUACAAUAAUAUUUACAAUAAUAUAUAACUGACAUAAUAAUUUUUGAUAAACAAUUAUAGUUCUUUUUAUUUAUAUAAUAUUUAGUGAAUAUUUAAGAAUAAUGUUGUGGCAAAUAUGUUUAGUUCUUUUGGCAGUUUACUAUUGUAUGUGGCGUUGGAAAAAUAGGGAUAUAAUAAAAUUAUCGAAACAAUUACCAUUUCCAUAUACAUGUCUCCCUUUUAUAGGACACGCGUGGCUUUUCAUCAGGAGGGGUAAAGAUCCCAUAGACACGUUUCGACUUUUAGCGGAUGAAGCACAUAAACGUAAUGGUAUCACUAGUUUUUGGUUUGGAAAUAAUUUGUAUGUUAAUGUAGCAGAUCCUUAUGCUGCAGACAAAGUAAUGAAGACAAGUCUCGAAAAAGAUGAGGUGAUGGAUCUUGUACGACCGCUGAUUGGGAAUGGGAGCAUAUUUGCACCAGUAACGAUAUGGCGACCGCGUCGCAAAGUCCUAGCUCCCACGUUUGGACAGAAAACUCUGAACAACUUCGUGAAGAUAUUCUACAAACAGAGUGCAAUACUAGCAGACCAGUUGCAAUCAGUGGCUGGAAAAGAGAAGUUCUCGAUCUUCAGUUAUGUCACUACAUAUUCUAUGGACGCGAUAUGUGAAACCACCAUGGGGGUUAAUGUAAAUGCUCAAGGAAACAUAAAUCAUCCAGUUCUAAAGGCUUUCAAUGGUUUUUGCCAAAUGUCAGCUGCUCGAUUCGUUUGUCCCUGGCUCCACCCGCCAUCGGUUUACAAAUACAUGCCGAACUAUUCUACGUACGUCAAACACUGUCAGCUGUUAAAAAAUUUUGUGGAUAAGAUCAUUAAAACAAAGGGUCAAGAAAUAAACAAUGAUUGGAACAACAACGUGGAACCCGAUGAUAAAAAAACUAAAACAUUUCUGGAGCUACUGAUCGAGUCAUCAAGAGAAAACAAUGUCUACACAGAUUUGGAAUUACGAGAAGAAACACUAGUGAUGGUGCUCGCCGGCACUGACACGUCGGCUGUUGGAGCAUCCUUUACAAUGCUGUUACUUGCCAGACAUCCAGAUAUUCAAGAAAAAGUAUUCCAAGAGAUCGCACAUGUAUGCGGUAAUUCAGAGCAUCCGAUCGAAACGGAUCAUUUGCCGAGUCUUAAAUAUUUGGAUGCCGUGGUCAGAGAAAGUUUAAGAUUAUACCCACCAGUACCUGUUAUUGUGAGAAAAAUUGAAACGCCUACAACUUUACCAUCAGGGCUGACACUGGUACCAGGUGUAGGAGUAGCCAUAAACAUUUGGGGUAUACAUCGUAAUCCAGACAUAUGGGGACCGGACGCCAACGAAUUUAAACCCGAACGCUUCAUAGAGAGCACUUUAAAGCAUCCUGCUGCUUUCAUGCCCUUUAGUUACGGACCUAGAAAUUGUCUUGGAUAUCAAUAUGCAAUGAUGUCGAUGAAGACCGUUAUAGCAACAAUAAUAAGAAAUUAUCGGAUACUGCCAGCAGAAGAUCAGGAGCUGAACUCCUGCGCCAGUAAAGCAAACCUUGAGGUUAAGUUUGAAAUUAUGAUGAAACAUGUCAACAAUUUUCAAAUCCGACUGGAGAAAAGAAGUAUAAAUGAGUGCAUUUGAGAAUGUUAUAUAUAUAUAUAUAUAUAUAUAUAUUUUUAUUGAUCUUGUUUGGUGUCAGCAGUUAAUUUUAAACUUUCGCGUUGUUUACACGUAUUUUAAAUACAUUAUCGGGAUUUAAUGCUAUGAAAACUUUACAAGUAAAUAGUACCUACAUACUUGCUCCUUUAUUGUCGACGUUUCAACGUGGAUUGCACCACGUCGUAGCCAUGACUGUUUACUUGCAAAAUUUUCAUCACUUAGUGUUGACUAAAAACUUAUGCAUUUAAAUCUUUAGAACAUAUUACGUUUUCUCAGUAUACCUACGUGUAAUAAUAAAGUUGGCUACUAUCUAAAACAAAGUUUAAAUACAUUUGGGGCUAACUUUAUCAAAAAAUUGAUAAAUAUAGGCACAAUGUGACGUCCAUGCCUUAACGCCAGAUUGUGCAUACUCAAAAUGAUUUUUUUGGGAAUUGUAUGUGGUUUUAUAUUCUAUGUUGAUAUAAGUAAAAUUAAAUUAUCAUUUUGC